AUGGGUUCAAUAUCUGAGAUCCCAAAGACUUCCAUGCCGCCCGACUACCUCGAGCGUGUCUACGCCGGGGUCCUGGGCAAGAUCAUCGGCGUCUACCUCGGCCGGCCAUUCGAGGGAUGGAGUCAUCAAAAAGUCAUGGCCGAACUGGGUCCGAUAAAGUACUACGUGCACGACAGACUCGACGUGCCUCUGGUGGUCACGGACGACGACGUUUCGGGCACCUUCAUGUUCGUCCGGGCAUUGGAGGAGCACCCGGAGAGUGGCGCCGACAUCACAGCUGAAGACAUUGGACGGACGUGGCUCAACAACGUCAUCGAAAGACGCACCAUCUUCUGGUGGGGAGGCAAUGGCAUUUCCACCGAGCACACGGCCUAUCUCAACCUCAAGCGAGGCAUACCGGCGCCACGGAGCGGGUCGAUCCAGCAGAACGGCAAGACCGUGGCGGAACAGAUUGGCGCGCAGAUCUUCAUCGACGGGUGGGCGUUGGUGAGCCCCGGCAACCCCGCCCUCGCGGCGAAACUCGCAAGGGCCGCCGGGUCGGUGAGCCACGACGGUGAAUCCGUCUACGCGGCCAUGCUGUGGGCGGCCAUGGAAGCCGAGGCCUUCAAUUCCAAGGACAGACAACACUUGCUCGAGACGGGUCUGUCAUUCAUCCCUCGAGACUGCUUGAUCGCGAAGGUGAUCGCCGACAUACGAGGCUGGGCCGAGCAGGAUCCAAAUGACUGGCUAAGGACGAGACAACGGAUCGAGGACAAGUACGGGUACGACAAGUUUUGUGGCAUGUGUCACGUCGUGCCGAACCACGGCAUCAUGAUCAUGACACUUUUGUACGCCAAGGAUUUCCACGAGGCGAUGUACAUGAUCAACACGUGCGGGUGGGACACGGAUUGUAACUCUGGUAAUGUCGGUUGUCUCUUUGCUCUGAUGUACGGCAUGAAGGCUUUUGAGGGUGGUCCGGACUGGAGAGGUCCAGUGGCAGAUCGAGCUCUGAUCUCGAGUGCCGAUGCAGGGUACGCGACGAACAACGCCGCUCGGAUCGCUCACGACAUUUGGAACAUGGGUCGGACGUUGGCCGGUACGAAACCGAUCGAGCCAUCACAGGCACAACAGUUCCACUUCAGUCUCCCGGGGAGUGUGCAAGGGUUUGAGAGCGAUACCGGCAGAGUUGAACAAACACAAAAGGGACUUUGUAUCAAGGUCGACGGAGAAACAGACGUCACGACCCCGACGUUCAAGCCGGCUGAUCUGGCAAAGAUGAAGACUUACGAAUUCGUCGGGUCACCCUUGGUGUUUCCUGGACAGACGAUCCGGGCGGUGGUGUCGACAGAAGAAGGUGACGACGACGAGGGGGUGAGUGUACAGUUAAAGACAGAUCUCGGCAGUGGGCCGGUGACAAACGUGGCUGCUGCUGCUGGCGGUCAACAGGUUUUGGAGUGGGAAGUACCCGAGACGACCGAUGGAAGUCCUAUUUCACGGCUCGGACUUCACGUGUCGGGCAAAGGAACGGUGUACCUUCGAAGUCUCGGAUGGUCGGGUGUGCCUCGAAUGACCCUGAAACACGACGGUCGAGGUUGGGUCAACGGCGCCAGCACCUUCCACAACGCCUUUGGUACCGGGUUCUACGUCGGACAAGACCAGGGGGAAGGGAUUGUGAUUUACGGAAACAGAGAUUGGACCGAUUAUCGAGUUCGUGUAAACAUACUCAAAGUGAAUCUGGGACAGGCCGGCCUGGCCAUCAGGGUACAGGGUCUACGGAGGUGGUAUGCCGUCAUGUUCCUCAAGCCUGGUCAAGCGACUCUGGUCAAGGCCGUGGACGAGAAGAGGAUGGAACUUGUGACGGUGAAAUUUGAAUGGAAACUCGACGAACAGUAUACCAUCGAGCUCGAGGCCAAGGGAGAUGUUAUCAAGGCGAGGAUUGGUAAUGAUAGUAUACUCGAAGCCAAAGAUGGCUCGUAUUCUGGUGGUGGUGUGGGAUUGAUUGCCGUGGAUGGAUCAAUGGGUGCUACAGAUGUGAAAAUCAGUCCGGUCUCUUGAGGAGAGAAAAAAACAAGGGGGUUGUUGGCAAAAGAGGUGGUUUGAAAAUUGUGGUACGAGUGGUGAUGAUGAUGAUGAUUGUA
Messenger RNA from Exophiala oligosperma, 2117 nucleotides. RefSeq lists its product as uncharacterized. The record is from RefSeq and is a predicted model, not a curated record. NCBI's taxonomy places the organism in Eukaryota, Fungi, Ascomycota, Eurotiomycetes, Chaetothyriales, Herpotrichiellaceae. The coding region runs from base 1 to 2034 and encodes 677 amino acids. The transcript has a single exon.